AUGGAUGUUGCUACUGCUCUCACUGUUGCUCAGACGUUGUUUGCGACGUUACAGUGUGCAGAAGUGCGAAAGCUAUGCUCCGUCUUUAAAUAUGAAUCUGAGUUUGAGAAGUUGCUCGAAACUGUUGAAAUCAUCAACAAGUGCCUCCUGGAUGCCGAUUCCAAGUGCCAGGAGCUCACAAAUGAAGGCCAGUACUGGGUCCAGAACCUCAAGGAUGCUGUCUAUGAUGCCGAUGAUCUGUUGGACGAAUUCAACACCAUUGCUUAUCAGUUGAAAGGAAUGCCUGGAGGUAAGAUUAUGAAGAAGGUACGCCGCUUCUUCUCCUCUAAUAACCAACUCAUAUUUGCUUUUGAUAAGUCAAUUGAGAUUAAGAAGCUUAGGGAGAAGGAUUGGGGGUUGGGAAAAACUGCACUUGCCCAACUUGUGUUCAAUGAUCAUAGGAUUAAAGAAGCAUUCAAAGAAAAUAUGUAUUGGGUUUGUGUGUCUUUGAAUUUUGACCCGAAAGAUAUCCUAGGUAAGAUGAUUAGUAUGGAGGAGCUUAAAUUUGAGGAUCUCCAGAGAAAUGUCCGAAAUCAGAUAGAAGGGAAAAGGUACUUGCUUGUUUUAGAUGAUGUAUGGUCUGAGAAUGGUAGAAAAUGGGAUGAGCUUAGAAACUUCUUGAUUUUAGGUGGAAAGGGAACUAGGAUUAUAGUGACUAGCCGCUCCAAAAAAGUGGCAGAAGCUAUUGGGAAAUUUCAAAUACAUGAUUUACAAGGUCUCUCAAACGAGAAAUCUUGGGAAUUGUUUAAGAAAAUAUCACUUAAAGAUAGGGAAUACGAAACCGUCACUGACCUUGUUGAGAUAGAAAGAGAUAUUUUGAAAAAAUGUGCCAAUGUGCCUCUCUCCAUAAGGGUUAUGGCCAGUUUGUUGCGUAAUCAAGAUAAAGCAGCUUGGCUAUCGUUGAAAAGUAAUGAUUUGUCUAACAUCUUUUGCUCACUCUUCCCUGAGGACUAUGGCAUUGAUAAAACACAGUUGAUUCGUCUCUGGAUGGCACAAGGAUAUCUUGUUCCAAGUGCUAAAAAUGAGAGCAUGGAAGAUGUCGGUGAAAGAUAUGUGUCAAUUUUAUUGCAUAGAUGUUUUUUCCAAGACAUUUAUAGGAACAGUUCUGGUGAAGUAUAUGCAUUUAAAAUGCAUGAUCUCUUGCAUGAACUUGCUAGAAAAGUAGCAGCUAAAGAGUCAUUGACAUUGACAGCUUGUACAAAUGAUUUUGAAGGGAAAGCUCAUCAUCUAUACAUUGACAAUAAUGAAGAAAUCAUUAACAAUUGGAAACUUACCAGAUACACUAGGAAAUUAAAAGAGUUACCAGAGGACACAAGCAGAUUAGUUAAUCUUAGGGUGUUGGAUAUAUAUGGAUGUGAACGCCUGAUUUUUAUGCCAGUAGAGAUGGGUAAAUUAACAUAUCUUAACACACUAACGAUGUUUAUGAUGUGUGGGGAUGGUGAUGAUUUGAAGCAAGAUGAAAAAGUGAAUGACCGCAUGUUAGUAGAUCUCAACUCUUUAAAGUUAAGGCUUAAACUUGAGUCUUAUCAGAAAGAAGGUCAAGAGACAUUGCUGGAGAGCCUGUUCUUAAAUUCCCAAUUUCAUGAGUUGACAUUGCGUAGUUACGGUGGUACCAAAUUGCAUAGUUGGGCGUCGGGGCUUGUGAGUAUCCAGUUGAUACGAUGUAAGGAGUUGCAGUAUCUACCAUCACCGUUGAGUCAACUUUGCCAUCUCAAGUAUCUUCACAUCCAUAAUUUGAAGAAUGUGGAGUAUAUAGCGUUCGAUGCACCAUAUCCAUCAGCGAAAUUCUUCCCAUCUCUUGAGAAGUUAGCACUAGAACACAUGCCAUCAUUAAAGGGAUGGUGGAGGGAUAUAAGACGGAUGGAGAAGGAAUAUGUUUUUAUUCCGUCAUUUCCUCAUCUCUGUGAAUUGAAAAUUCAAUAUUGCGAGAGAUUAACCUACAUUCCUCCAUGUCCAUUUGUAAAAGACUUGCAUCUUUAUGGAGUCAAUAAAGCACUGGCAGAUUGUAUGAAAGUAGGCAGAGUUCAAAGCAAUUCAAUCUCUUUGGAGAGUUUUGUUACAGACAAUACAUGCAUUUUCAAUUCUUUAGGUGAAGAGUUUGUGGGAAGCACUGUAUAUAUCCUAUUGGCUGAAAUAGAAAACUUGGGAACAAUUAGGGAGGUUAUGGCCAAUUCCGAUGAUAUAUUAUAA
This is a messenger RNA of Chenopodium quinoa (quinoa), 2229 nucleotides long. RefSeq names its product putative disease resistance protein RGA3. Lineage: Eukaryota; Viridiplantae; Streptophyta; Magnoliopsida; Caryophyllales; Amaranthaceae. The record is from RefSeq and is a predicted model, not a curated record. The coding region runs from base 1 to 2229 and encodes 742 amino acids. The transcript has 6 exons. Gene Ontology annotation, biological process: defense response to other organism. Gene Ontology annotation, molecular function: ADP binding.